Molecule: messenger RNA, 7712 nt
Organism: Choloepus didactylus (southern two-toed sloth)
Lineage: Eukaryota; Metazoa; Chordata; Mammalia; Pilosa; Megalonychidae
Gene: SLC38A1
Product: solute carrier family 38 member 1
Exons: 16
Coding region: 407-1930 (507 amino acids)
Biological process (GO): amino acid transmembrane transport; L-glutamine transport
Molecular function (GO): L-glutamine transmembrane transporter activity
Source: RefSeq, a predicted model, not a curated record
UUCUGAUGCAAUCAGACCCGAAGGAGGAGGAGAGCGAGGCGAGCGCGGGCCGAGGCAGUCAAGCCGCUCCGCCUCAAGGUCGCCGGGAACCACUGCCCUUCACCUUCCUCGGAAAUCCGCCACGCCAACCCUCCCCGCCCAACUUUCGCUGACGCGGGCCACCUUUUCCCGCGGCAGAAUCCUCAGCCUCCUGCCAGCCGUCGGCUGAGGCAGCCAAACCUUGACACAAAGGACGUAAAACGGCCGGAGGGAAAAACCCGGAAGGGCGAACACCUGGGCAUCUCUUUUUGCCCUUUCCUUUAUUUCCCGAGGAGUGUCAAGCUUAUACUGUUGCAGCUCUCUACUUGUAAUACACUUGGAACAGGAGAAUUUGGACCAAUUUUUUGAGUAAAGAUACUUCCUAAACAUGAUGCAUUUCAAAAGUGGACUCGAAUUAACCGAGUUGCAAAACAUGACUGUGCCCGAGGAUGACAACAUUAGCAAUGAUUCCAAUGAUUUCACUGAAGUUGAAAAUGGUCAAAUAAAUAACAAGUUUAUUUCUGAUCGUGAAAGUAGAAGAAGUCUCACAAACAGCCAUUUGGAAAAAAAGAAAUGUGAUGAAUAUAUUCCAGGAACAACCUCCUUAGGCAUGUCUGUUUUUAACCUAAGCAACGCCAUUAUGGGCAGUGGGAUUUUGGGACUCGCCUAUGCGAUGGCAAACACCGGAAUCCUACUUUUUCUGAUACUUUUGAUUUCGGUGACGCUGCUGUCUGUAUAUUCAAUAAACCUUCUAUUGAUCUGUUCAAAGGAAACCGGCUGCAUGGUUUAUGAAAAGCUGGGAGAACAAGUCUUUGGCACCACAGGGAAGCUGGUAAUCUUUGGAGCCACCUCUCUACAGAACACUGGAGCAAUACUCAGCUACCUCUUCAUAGUAAAAAAUGAACUACCCUCUGCCAUAAAGUUUCUAAUGGGAAAGGAUGACGGAUUUUCAGCCUGGUACGUGGAUGGCCGCCUUCUGGUCAUAAUAGUUACCUUUGGCAUAAUUCUCCCUCUGUGUCUCUUGAAGAACUUAGGUUAUCUUGGCUAUACUAGUGGAUUUUCCUUAAGCUGUAUGGUUUUUUUCCUAAUAGUGGUUAUCUACAAGAAAUUUCAAAUUUCCUGCAUUGCUUCACAGCUAAAUUCCACAAAUGCUAAUUCAACAAAUGCUGACAUGUGUACACCAAAAUAUGUUACCUUCAAUUCAAAGACCGUGUAUGCUUUACCAACCAUUGCAUUUGCAUUUGUCUGCCACCCGUCAGUCCUGCCAAUUUACAGUGAACUUAAAGAUCGGUCACAGAAAAAAAUGCAGAUGGUUUCAAAUAUCUCCUUUUUCGCCAUGUUUGUUAUGUACUUCUUGACUGCCAUUUUUGGCUAUUUUACAUUCUAUGGAGACAUGCGUUCAGACCUCCUUCAUAGAUACCAGAGUAAAAAUGACAUUCUCAUCCUGACUGUGCGGCUGGCUGUCAUUGUUGCUGUCAUUCUCACCGUGCCUGUGUUAUUUUUCACGGUUCGUUCAUCUUUAUUUGAACUGGCUAAGAAAACAAAGUUUAAUUUAUGUCGUCAUACCUUGGUUACCAUCAUACUCUUGGUUUUUAUCAACCUGUUGGUGAUCUUCAUACCCUCCCUGAAGGAUAUUUUUGGCAUCGUAGGAGCAACAUCUGCUAAUAUGCUUAUUUUCAUCCUCCCUUCAUCCCUUUAUUUAAAAAUUACCAGCCAGGAUGGAGAUAAAAGAAUUCAAAGAAUUUGGGCUGCCCUUUUCUUGGGUCUGGGGAUAUUGUUUUCCCUGGUCAGCAUUCCCUUGGUCUUCUAUGACUGGGUCUUCUCAUCGAAUAGUGAGGCAGCCACUGAAACCAGCCGAGAACAGAAAACAUACCUGUCUACUGGAAACCACACAUCAGCAACCCCUCAUUAGUCCUUUUUUUUUUUUGCAAGUUUACAGAAGCAGAUAGAAAUUUACAAGUUACUUAAAAAUGAAUAACACUUCGGGAACAAAACAGAGAGCUGUUUCUAUAAUGGUUCACUUCCCUCCCAGGUUUGGGAUCAAUUUACGGAUUGUUGACCUCUUCUUCAAAUUUCAUGCAAUCAUGUUUCCUAGUACUUUUCACAGUCAAUUAUUUUUCAUUCUCCUAACUCUUGUUUUGAGGAUUCAUGGUCUCUUAGAACUUUGAAAACAUGAUCAUCAUUCAUGUUUGUUUAUUAUACAUUGAGGUUCUGAAAUAAUUUCCUACUGAUGUUCAGCUCACACUAUCUGUACCUUUUUAGAAAAGAAAAGAAUCUUGAAUUGUAUAUAUUUAUUUUGCUUUACAGAAAAAAAGAGGUUUCGUAAAUAAUUUGCCUAUUUUGGUUACCAUAGCACACAGGGAUAAUCAUAUGAGAGUCGUAGGGCAUGUGCCACUGCAGGAUCAGAGGAUGCCCAAUGUUUGAGGUGGCUCUGAUGACCUGGCAGCCAAGCUCAGGCAGCCCAGUGCCGAGCUGGUACUAGAUCACCCUCCCAUGCAGAGGCCUUCCAUGGUCAGUGUUCUCAGCUGGCAAGGGGCUGGGGUGAUUCUUAGUUUGGUAAUAUAUUAAACUACAUUUCUGAGUAAUCUAGAAAAUAAAGUUUUGUUUCCCUCUUGGCAACCUGUGUCAAAGUUACUCUAGUCUGAGUCAACUUCUAUUGGCACCUCUGUGAUAAAUUAAGAAGCAAGAGUGCUAUGAAAAUUGUUCUGAAAAGAGUGUCCAAAAUGUCUAAGAAAAUAUCCCUCUGAUACAGAUCACCUUCAACCCUACACCUGUAUUGCUGAAGGGGGAAAAAGGAUUUAUUAAAUUAGAAUCCAGCAGCUUUUACUCAUGUCCGCCAGCUUUUUGCAUGGAGAAUAAUUUGAUGUGUAUCUAACUAAGGAUGAUUUAGGAUAAGAAAUUCCUGUUUUAUAUUGGGUAAUUUGGGGGGAUAGUUAAAAGACAUGUUUUAUAUAAAUUUAGGUUAUUACAAAUAUAAGAUUUUUGUACCUUAAAUAAGCCUCAUUUCUAUUUCUUCUCCAUUAACUCUCCAUCCAGAGUAUUACAACAAAAAACAACUAGAAACAAUAACUCUCAGAGAUAGUCCUUGUGAAGAAUGUGAUGAAAUAACCACACCUUCCUUCUCCAGAUGGGAAAGACAAGAGGGCCUGUUGUCUGGUCUCCCCUUCUCUUCCCUAACCCAGGGGGGCCAUUACUGCCCACCGGACAUGGCCCACACAGGAGGACAGAGUCCCCCGAUACUCUGUCCCCACCCCCUCUCCUAAAGGAAACAGGAAGGAAACUGCCCAGAGAUGGAUAAAGAAGACACUUUGGGGUAAGACAGCUUGGAAAGGAAUGGAUGACGGCAAAACAGCUUCUGCCCAUAAACUGUGCCAUUCACCUGUGAUCAGAGGCUCACCUUCACAGGGUGAGAAAUAUAUGUGCUCCCUGAGCUGGUCUCCUAAAACGGGACUUGUGUUUGAGCUGUAUUCUUGUUUAAUUUUUCAAACCCAUAAGUUCGCUGAGUGCAGAUUUCUUAUCCUGAGAUAAGCAGACACUAACCACAGACUGUUGGCAGAGUUUCCAGGCACUUAGCUCUGAGCUCUGUUCCUCCCCUACUCAAAUCUUCAAAGGCAGGUCUAUUCCCAGACCUCCAGGCUCACCAGGAAUAAUAGGAAACUGUCCCCUCCCCUUUACAGACUAAUGUCCCCUAGAUAAGGUAGGCAUCAAAGCAUCUUGUUAUCCUCUUGGAGGAGAAGGAAAGGUUAUUUCCUGCUUUGCCUGAUAAGACCUAAUAACUUCUAAUAUAAUGCUAUAGAAUUACAUCUACAUUAGGUCAGAGUUCAGGUAUUUCAAUAUAAGGUCAGUAAAAUCCAGAGUCAUCUCUGUUCUUUUCAGAAGUGUUUUCCAUAUUAUAUGAGCAAUGAGGGAAGCAUAGCAAAAUAAUUGCCAGCCCUUAGAGGCUUGUCUAUAGCACCAAGUAAUGAAAUAGCCAGGUAAUGGGAUGACCCUCCGUUAUAAAAAUACAGAAUUAAUUUGCAAGCUAUAUUAUGCUACUGUUCUCCUCAUUAAUUUAUAAUGAGUCAUGUUACACUCACAAAGUCAAAUUAGAAAAUUAUCAUUAACUCUGGGAUGUGUAGUGAUAUUUUUGGAUCUUUGGAUUUUAUGUGUCAGUACAAGGAAUUUUUGUAUUAUUUAAAAUAUAUUUAUUUAGAGGAGGCACAUUGCUAUUGAUGUCUGUGAUACCAUGUUUUUAAAACCUUCUCUGUAUAAUUUAUCUAUUUGUUGUUUACAGAAUAUAAUAGACCCUACUGUAAUUUAUUAAAUUUCUCUGAUGAAUUACAUCAUUUGUGCAGGAUUAGCUAUAAAGUGUACUGUUCUAUUUCUUCUUAUUCAGAAUAGUGAACUGGUACCAGAAAUACAUAUAUCACAGAUACAGGUAGAAUUUAAACAACAUAGUCAAGUGCUAUAGAAGUUUCUCUGCUAAAUUAGUAGACUAAGGAAUAAUUAGCCUUAGAGGCAGCACAUUUUCCUUUGGUUGAUAGGAUGUCUAUACUAGUAAAUAGUGCCAGUUUCAUACUUGGAUUUAGAACUGUUCCCUAGUUAUUGUAACACAGGAUAUUGUAAAUCCUUAACUUACUUAAUGUUACUUAUUGGAAGUAGGGGUAGUGAAGAGUGUAAAGGAAGGAAACCUAGUCUUUUUAGGCAUGGGCAGACCCCAAUUUAUAAGCAAGUCAUAUUCCAAAAAUUUUUUAAUUGGUGGAUUGCAGCCUGGAAUGUGUUUUCCUUUAGAAACCAGGUUAUAUGUGGUUCUGUCUGCAGAUCAGCUAACAAAAGGUUAAUAAAUCCAUAGUUUAGCUGAAAUAGAAUAAUAUAAUAAGAUUGCUAAAGAACCUAACCACUAAGUAUAAUACCAUUUCUAUGAGGUAGUUUGUUCAACAUUGCCAUAAACGCAUCAAUAUCUAUUGUUGGUGGAACUGUGGACAUCUGCCCACCCCACCCCAGCCACACACCACCUGCUGUUCAGUGGCGGUCAGGCCUCCUCCAGUUAGAGGCCACCUGUGUGCCCCACAAAGGUGGGGAGGAGUCCAGGGCCACCUGGGAGCCCAGGGGUAGGAGCAGGUUAAAGGAGAACGUGGGGGGCCUCUUGUGGUUGUAAACUGCGAAGUACAUUCCUCAGUUGGUAACUUUUCCUGUCUCCGAAGGUCUCAGGCUUGGCCUGUGUGCUUGUGUUUGUACCAUUGUUUCUUUUGGUUCCAUAGCUGUCUCCUUCCCCACCCACUGUAGAAGAGGACGUUGCAGUACAGCUUCUCUUGUAUGCCAGUCUCUGAAGCAAGCACCCAGCACUUUUAAUAGUCAUGGUUUAACUGCUCACUCACCAGAGGCGGUAAAAAAGCUCUCUUCCCAUUUUGCUUCUUUACGUUUACAAACCCUGUUGAGAAAAAAAAAAAAAAAGGCACACAUAGGUGAUGGUGGUGGAGUUUGGGGUGGACAAAAAACUGUAGUAAAAUUGCACAGUAUUUCAGAGAACACUUCCGACAGUUAUCCCAGAACUGGCUUGUUUCUGGAGUUGAGUCUUUAGGCUAGUGUGUUCUCAAAGUGUGGUCGCCGGAUCAGCAGCAUCGGUGUCAUCGGGGAACUUAUUGGAACGCCCAUUCUCAGGCCUCACCAAGACCUAGUGCAUCAGAGCCGUCAGGGUGAGGACCCUGCAAUCUGUUUUAACAAGUCCUCCAGGUGGUUCUGAUGCACGGUCAAGUUUGAGAACCACUCUUAGCAAGCCAAUUAUUGUUUCCUUUUUUCCCAUUAGUCCUACCUCAGAAGAUGGUUCCUGGGCUUUGUGAGGAAAAUUGGGAACUAGGGCCUAGGGAGGGGAGGAAAGGCAUGGGCAGCAGGGGUCUCUACAAAUGCAAGAAGGCCUGGGAACCUGCACUGCCCUCUCCCGCUGCCGUGCGGGUGCAGGUGCACAGAUAUAAAUGAAGCCUGAACUCGGGUUUUACUUUGAGCUGACACAAUAAUGUUACAUUGUAAAAAGCUGUGGAGAAAUGGAAGUAAUGGAAGUGAGACUUUUUUUUCUUUUUUGAGGGAAUGAAAAUACCUUGUUGUAAGUGCAGCAUUAGAGGAAGUACUGUAUUCCUGUCAGGGGUAAGUUUGUUUUCAUCAUGUGGUACUCAAUCCUGUCCUUAUAAAGAGAAUGUUCUGCACCGCUUAAGGAGCUACGAACUUCCCUGAAAAGAAUGCAGAGCUCAGUUCAUUUCAGUAGAUCAAAAUGUGGCUGCACAUUUAGUUGGGGUGGUCUGAGGCUAAUGAUGUAAUGAGAUAUUUGAUUUUAUGCCUAGAGCAAGACGUAUAAGUCUCCCCCAGUUUAUCACUUUAAAUAGUUUGAGGCUGAGAGAGGGCAUUAGCUUUAAGAAGAUAAUUUCCCCAUUCAAGUUCACAGUCAACUUCUAGCCACUUUAAAAACAAAGAGGAAACAGACUAUAUCAUUUAGCAAUACUAAAAAUAGGUUUUCCUUAGGUGGCAGAUCGGAGAAUCCUUUAACAAUGGAAUAUACUUCUAAAAUACCUCAGUGAAUUGUUUCUAAUGAUAGAAGGCUUUCGGGUACAAAUUGGGGUAGAGAAACUACUGAAAAAUAACACUAAAUCUAGAAGGGUAAAUUUUUGAAAAACAUGUAAAAUUCACAAACACCCAGAAGACCUCCUCCUUUAGGAUGUCCUCCGAGGAAGGACUAUGAAACUGGGCCCAUCCUAUAUACAGGCUUCAAUUUGUGUUUUUAAAGGAAGAAUCUAUGCAGCUGAGGUUUACUGUGGGAAAUACUCCAUUUAUAUGUAAAUAUUUUGUAAAUAAAUAGGCUGUAUAUUUUUGCAGUUGUUGAUCCACACUGAGUUAGAAGUCUCUAGUAUCUGCAUAUAAAGAAUAAAUGUUUUCAUAGAAAUAAAUGGUUUUAUUUGAGAAUUAAAAAAUUUACAUUCUGUCCUGGGUAACAUAGUUCUUUCAGUGUAAACUUGGAACCUAAAUUCACACUUAAUUGUUUAGAAAAAGAAAUGUUUGAGACAUACUUGCAUUGAAUUUUUAUGCUCAUAUUAAGAUCAAUUAUCUAAAAGAUUGUCAUGUAUAAACAGAUAUACCCCAAAUAACAAAUUGUUUCUUCAUAACGCUCUUUUGCUGUUAACCCAGAUACCACUUCACAUGUUUAUGAAAAUAGAUGUUGGGGAAGAGAAUGUUUUUUCAAAAUGGAAUUGCUGCAUUUCCCACACUUGGGGUCUUUGAAAGGGAGAAAAAAUCCCUGAAUAUUAACUAUGAGCACAAAUUUGAAGGAAAAAAGCAAAGAACCAUUAUUUUACCAAACUUUUGAAAAUUUUGCAUGUUUGCCUUUUAUUUUCAAUGCAACACCAAUAUAGACUGUCUUAAGUAAUUUUUUUCCAAAACACUUGAAUCUUGAUUGUUGGUACAUAAUAUACUCUCUAGAGUCCAAUGUAUUUUAGACUUCAUCUGGGUCCAAUACAUGUAGCACACCACUAUUUUAUUACUGUAAAAACCUUGUACAUGAAUUCCAGAUGGGUGAUUUAAAUGAGUCACAAGACACAAAACUUUGCUAUUCAUAGUUAAUCAAAUAGUUUGUUUUUCAGGGUGUGGUGUAAAUAAAGAAAUGUAAGAAGUUCUGUUCUAUAACUGCUCUGUUGACAGUUUUUAAACAUUAAAAAUGUGAGCUAAAAGUA